This is a messenger RNA of Durio zibethinus, 3338 nucleotides long. Lineage: Eukaryota; Viridiplantae; Streptophyta; Magnoliopsida; Malvales; Malvaceae. The record is from RefSeq and is a predicted model, not a curated record.
AUUAAAAAAAAAAAAUCCACCAACCCAAUAUAAAUUGCAGUCCUAUUCUUUAUUCCAAUUUGUUAGUGGUAUCACUUCGUUGCCUCUGUUACUGUCUACGUCUUACAAGUGGUAUCCAGUUGGGUUCCAAUCUUGACCCUUGGAGAAAAGCGUCAAUAAGGGUCAUCAUGGCCAUGCCUUGGCCCUCGCCUCGUCUCGUCUUACCCGUGUCCCUCAUUUUCUUACUUUUGGAAAGAAGACUUCAAGGUAAGGUCCUUUCAAAUCAGACUUUUGUUCUUGUUUGACAAGAUAGAAGUGUGAACACAGGAUAAAUUUUCGACAUUGCAGAAAUAUUGUACAGAUUUUCCACUGCAAUGAUGUCUAGUUAUGAAAAAGACACGUCAAACAAACACCGCAGAAACAAAAAAUCCAUUUAAGUGAUCCAAUAGAUACUCCAUCCAAUUUCAAGUUCAACUAAGCUUGCUUUGAUUCCAAUUGAGAUAACUUGAUGAAAAUUGAAGACAGAGGGUCCCGGAUUAUCGUUGUCAUUUUUAAAAGUUUCCAAAUCAGGUUGAAAUUAAGGCAUAUACCGAUGGAAGACACUCGGUUCAUCCUCCCUCUCAUGGUUGUGAUGCUCUUGCAUAAUUUUGUGCCUAGUUUUUCGAUGGAAUCACCCAACAUCACCACUGAUCGAUUGGCUCUCCUUGCCCUGAAAGCCCAUGUCACUCGAGACCCUCAAAAUGUUUUGGCAACCAACUGGUCCGCUGCUACCUCUGUCUGCAAUUGGAUUGGUGUCAGUUGUGGAUCCAAGCACCGCAGAGUCACUGCUCUAAAUCUUAUUAGCAUGAGUCUCACAGGAACCAUCCCACCAAUCUUGGGAAAUCUGUCUUUUCUUACUUCGCUCAACAUUAGAAAUAACAGUUUUCAUGCUUCAUUACCAAUCGAAUUGGUCAAUUUGCGUCGGUUGAAAUUAAUAGAUAUUGGUAGCAACAGCUUCAGUGGAGAAAUCCCAUCAUGGUUUGGCUCCUUCCCUGAACUUCAAAACUUGUUUCUGUACGGUAACAACUUCACUGGUGUUAUCCCAUCUUCUUUGGGCGAUUUGUCAAAGCUAGAGAAGUUGGUCCUAUAUAACAAUAGUCUUGAAGGGCAGAUUUCUAAAGCAAUUGGAAAUCUUUCUAAUUUGCAAUGGUUAUAUUUGGAUUAUAAUCGCCUUUCAGGUCAUCUUCCUUCGGAUAUAUUUGAUCACCUUCCUAAAUUACGGCAGCUAGGUUUGGUUUCGAACCAGUUUUCCGGUAGAAUUCCAGCCAGUUUAUCCAAUUGCAAGGAGUUGGAAAUUUUGUACUUAUCGAACAACUCUUUGAACGGAAGUGUACCUGAAGAAAUUGGAAAUUUGACUAUGCUCAGGGAGUUGUAUCUCAGUAUGAACAACCUUGAAGGUUCCAUUCCUUCCUCAAUCUUCAACAUUUCUACAUUGCAAGUAAUUCAGCUAGGGAAAAACAACUUCUCAGGUCAUCUCUCAUCAGAUAUGUUUAAUCACCUUUCUGAAUUACAAUCGCUUGACUUGAGUCAGAAUCAAUUUUCCGGAAGAAUUCCAACAAGUUUAUUCAAGUGCAAAGAGUUACAAUACCUAUAUUUGUCCUACAAUCAAUUGAAGGGGACUGUGCCGGUAGAAAUCCGGAAUUUAACUUGGCUUACGGAGUUGGCUCUCGACCAUAACAACUUCCAAGGUGAAAUUCCACCAAUUAUUGGAAACAUGAGUUUUCUUGGUGUACUGUUUCUUCCCUCUAACAAUUUCACAGGACGACUUCCAUCUCCACCACCUUCAUUGAGAUGGUUCAUGGUUUCAGACAAUAAUUUAGUUGGAGACAUCCCUUCCUCAAUUUGCAAUGUGAGGUCACUUCAAGGUCUCAGCUUGUUUAAGAAUAAUCUCGUUGGAACUAUUCCACAAUGUCUUGGAAACUUAAGCUUUUCCCUUGUAGACUUGGAGUUACAGAUGAAUAAUUUUCAUGGUACAAUACCAGGAAAUUUUUCUGAAGGUUGUUCAUUAAGAAAUUUUAACCUGAAUAGCAACCAGCUGAAAGGGUCACUACCACGAUCUUGGGUUAAUUGUAGAGACUUGAAACUUUUAGAUCUAGCAAACAACAACUUAAAUGACACUUUUCCCCAUUGGUUAGGAAUUUUGGAUAUAGAAAUUCUUGUCUUGCGAUCUAAUAGAUUCUAUGGUCGGAUAGACAAUUUUGAAGUUACAUCUUCGUUCUCUCAUUUGCGGAUCAUUGAUCUCUCCCAUAAUGAUUUCAUUGGCUACUUACCAAUGAAAUUUUUCGAAAAUUUGCAUGCUAUAAGAGAUGCGAACAAAAGGAAAGCAGAGUACAUGAUAGAUUUAUAUGAUGAAGAUCGUUUUUAUGAUAACUCAGUAUUGAUUACGACGAAAGGGUUGGAGUUACAGUUCAUUGACAUCUUAACCACUUUCACAGCAAUAGACUUUUCAAGUAAUCGAUUCGGUGGACAAAUUCCUGAAGUACUUGGAGAACUUCAUUCCCUUUUAGUUCUCAACCUCUCUCACAAUAGUUUAACAGGUUCUAUCCCAUCAGUGUUAGGGAAUUUGUCAGCACUUGAAUCAUUAGAUCUCUCGUCAAACAAGCUCCAAGGAAGAAUUCCUCAAGAACUAGUGAAUAUGAUAUUCUUAGAGGUAUUAAACCUAUCUCAGAAUCAUUUUGUGGGACAGAUUCCUCAAGGCAAUCAGUUUGGUACUUUCUCAAAUGAUUCCUACAUUGGGAACUUGGGUUUAUGUGGACUUCCUUUAUCAAAAAAAUGCGAUGAUGAUCAGAAUUCGGAAACUCAUCCAAUAAAGUUUGAUGAAGAUGAUGAUACCACAAGAGAAUUGAAUUGGAAAUUUUCUAUAUUGAUGGGUUAUGGAUGCGGAUUGGUGCUGGGACUGAGCAUGGGAUACAUUGUAUUUACAACUGGAAAACCAUGGUGGUUCAUUAGGAUCAUUGAGAGAGUUCUGCAAAAAUAUGUUACAGGGAAAAACCGAAGAAGACAAGGAAGAAAACAACACAACUAAUACUCUUAGAUUUUAUGUGUUGCAGUAAGGAUACUCCAAGGGAGGCCUAUUUCUAACAGAUUGGCAAAUGGGACAUUCUUGAUAAGAAUUCAAGAAGGGAGAUUUUUCAAGUCCGGCAGGAUAUCCUAUAUUGUUAUACGUUAAACAUCGUUGUGUUUUAGGUUACUGUUUGUUUCCAGUUUGUUGGAUUAUAGUGACUAGUUUCUGCUGUAAUAUUACUCCAUAAAUUCUACAGUGCUUCCCUAUAACAAUGAUAUGCAACUUCCUUUGCACAUUGUUAUCUUCAAUAAAGUUA